CCUGUUUGCGCUGGGUACUGGGAGAUGCAGGCGGGGAGAUACCAGGUAGAAGGGGCAAAGUCCUCACUUAGGGACUUGAGGGAGUUAAUGUGUAAUAUUCUAGGAUAUAAGCUUGACCACGAGUUAAGACCCUAAGCACAGGCCUCCAGGAGCCGCUGGGAGCUGCCACCAGGAGCUGUCACCAUGAUGGGGGAGCUUGAGGUUAAGAACAUGGACAUGAAGCCGGGGUCAACCCUGAAGAUCACAGGCAGGAUCGCCGAUGGCGCUGAUUCCUUUGUAAUUAACCUGGGCCAGGGGACAGACAAGCUGAACCUGCAUUUCAACCCUCGCUUCAGCGAAUCCACCAUUGUCUGCAACUCACUGGAUGGCAGCAACUGGGGGCAAGAACAAUGGGAAGAUCACCUGUGCUUCAGCCCAGGGUCAGAGGUCAAGUUCACGGUGACCUUUGAGAGUGACAAAUUCAAGGUGAAGCUGCCAGAUGGGCACGAGCUGACCUUUCUCAACAGGCUGGGCCACAGCCACCUGAGCUACCUGAGCGUGAGGGGCGGGUUCAACACAUCCUCUUUCAAGUUAAAAGAAUAAAAGACGGCCGGGCG
Messenger RNA from Rhinopithecus roxellana (golden snub-nosed monkey), 596 nucleotides. RefSeq names its product galectin 2 (gene LGALS2). Lineage: Eukaryota; Metazoa; Chordata; Mammalia; Primates; Cercopithecidae. Gene Ontology annotation, molecular function: carbohydrate binding. Bases 184 to 582 code for a protein of 132 amino acids. The transcript has 4 exons. The record is from RefSeq and is a predicted model, not a curated record.